Molecule: messenger RNA, 3333 nt
Organism: Trichoplax adhaerens
Lineage: Eukaryota; Metazoa; Placozoa; Uniplacotomia; Trichoplacea; Trichoplacidae
Exons: 5
Coding region: 1-3333 (1110 amino acids)
Biological process (GO): protein phosphorylation
Molecular function (GO): ATP binding; protein kinase activity
Source: RefSeq, a predicted model, not a curated record
AUGUCUGAAAAAAACGAUCAAACAACAAAUCUUACCGAAUCGUUGAAAACAGGUUUACAAGAUACAAAUAAGGACAACCCUGUUUAUGAUAAAGCUGCAGUUUUAACAGCAGUAGCCAAUCUAGCUAACGCAACAGCUGAUGCGGUAUCUGCAGCUAAGGUAGAUAGCGUCAAUUCUAGACCUCGUGUAACUAGUUCUAGUUCCUUGGAUAGCAUACGGAGUUGUGAUAGCUUACUUCCAAAGGAAGAAGAUUUUUUCAAGGAAAGAUCUAAAACGAUUGAAAGUACUUAUCAUACACCGCGCCCAAGACCAGAAAAGAUAUCACAUACUAUGGUCCACCGGAAGCUUCCUCAAAUUCCAAAAGAGAGCCGAAGUGCAAGUGUCGCUACUUCAUCUCCACAUAGGAAUACGAUUCAUAAUCUAUUAGAUACUGGCAUUCCUACUCGAAAUCGAAAUCGCACUGAAGACUCCAAUGAUCACAGUGCGAAAGGUGUUGCAUUACAUAAUCGAAAAUUGCCGGAAAUUCCAAAGGGAGACAGUAUUUACCGCCUGAGUAAUAGUAGCACUACAUCACGAUCAACUUCGGAUUUAAGAUCCUUUCAAGAUGGUAAACCGAAAUCAUUUUCAAAUCGAGAAUUGCCUGAAAUUCCUAAGAAUGCCGAAGGUAAUGCAGCGAAAAUCUUGAAAUCAGUCCAAGGUCAACACUUACAUGUUGGAUCGUCUACAGUAUCGGAAUCAGCUACAGAAAAUUUCCAAACAAUUGCCCCUUCCCGUCAAGGACCUUUGCCACCUGUGCCACCUCGGGAUAGCGAUCCAACAGAAUCCAAAGAAUUUGCAAAUCGUCCCUAUGUUCGACUAGAUUCCUUUUCUAAUAGCGACUCCGAAGAUCAGAUAUCACAAGAUCAAAAUAAUAGCCAAGCUAAUAAUAAUAACUUACAAAUCCAGGUAGAUAGCGCGGAAGAAAAUAAAGAUAAGAAAUUGUCUGUUGGUAUGUUAGCGCCGUGGAAGUGGGCUAAAAAACGUCGGGCUAAGCACAAUAACAGUAGUGAUAACAAAACUGACGAAGGCGAAGAUGAAGAUUCUGAUAGUAGAUCAGAUAGUACGUUAAAUGCAGCUAAAGGACUUUCUCAUUCAACUGGCAACUUAUCGAAUGAUGAAUCUCAAGAUUAUUACCCACUUCGAAAAUCUAGCAGUAUGCCAUUACAAGAUGAAAAAAGUAAUGAUAUACAAUUUCUUACCUUGACUAAAGAAUCGUCGUCGUCGUCUAAUAGGAAGGCAAGUGGCACACAAUCCAAACAGUUCAAACUCCCAGAUAAUUCUACUAUUAAAAGCAAUAGUAAUAUAUUGUCCUCGAGUAAAGUAGCAGAUAUAUCGCAAAAAAAAAGUACAGUGAGUUCUAGCAGCAUCAUACCCGAUGAUGAUUAUGUAGAACCGUUAGAAAUUCAAAAGAUAAUUACGGAGGAUAACGACAAGUACGACUUCGAGAGGCCGAUAAAAUCACGACUGAAAAGAAGAACCGCUCGCCGAUCUAAAGUUAUGGGCCCACAGCUAGCUAUUUCCGCUAAACGUCGACCCAGUCAAGCAGGAGAUAGCGACGAAACCAAAGAAGAAGUGAAAGAAGAGGCAAAAAAACCGUUUAUACAAAAGCAAAAACAGCCAUCACGUGAACCUACUGAAGGUCGGCGUAAUAGUGCUAACAGAAAUUUUGUAGUCUUGAGUUUCAUCGAUGGAGGAGCUUCCACCAAGAAAGAAACUUCAUUCUUUGCCAACCUUAACAAGCCAGUUCGCCUUUUAACACCAAUGCUUAACGAUCAAGGUGAAGAAGCGAUAGAGUCAAAUGAUUCAGAUGCUGUGCUAUCAGUUUUAUCACCCACAGUACCUACCGAAUUGGUCUAUAAUGUCAAUGCCCGGGAAAGUAUUUCAGAAACAUUACCGCUCACAAUUUUCCAAAAAUCGAAUUUAGAUUCUACCUCCUAUCUAGCGCAAUUGCAGUUAGCGACCAUGACGGAGUUGAAUAAAAAAUGGAAAAAAGCAGCUAUGCCAUCCAUAGUUAAAGCUAGCGAGCGUAAUACCAACUUCUAUCAAAAGAUUCAAUGGAGUGAUUUAUUAUUGAUUGCUGACAUUAAUAAUCGUAUACCUUGCUUAAUUACACCGCAUGGUUGCUAUAUUAGCGUUAAAAUUAGUGGACAAGAAAAUCUCGGUGUUAAUCGUGAAUGUAUGGGUUCAGUCAAGAUCGAACCGAAUCAACAUCAUGUCUCCAAUUUUGCAGAAAAACUCCUGAUUAAACAUGAUAUACGCGUUAGUACAACAUUACAGUAUCAUCGCAAUGUCUGUACCACGGUGGCACAUUUUAAAGAGAAAUUACCUCUAGCUAUGCAUAGCUUAGUUCGUAAUUCAACCACUAAUAUCAAUCUAAAUAAUCCAGUAUCAUGUCUUCUAUUAGAUUGUUCGCCUAUUUGCACAGUAAAGCAAUAUGUUGAUAAUUGCGUAAGAUAUCAUGAUGUUCAUCCAUUAGAAUACGAAUUUACGGUUGUUAUGUUAGCAUUGCAAUUAUGUUACGGCUUGCAAUAUCUGCAUAGUGUAAAAGUUGUUCAUCGUGAUUUAUCCUUGGAUAAUUUGCUAUUGGUUAAAAGUCAAGAUGAUCUCUAUGCGCCAGUGGAGUUAUCCAUAACCAAUUUUAGCUAUUCACUACAUCAAGUUGGUGUUGAAAAUCCGUUCAAAAUUUCCAUCAAUGCGGCGUUAGCUAAUAUUGGUGGCAAUACAGAACAUCUACCGCCCGAAAUUGUUAAUGUUCAUGAAACUUCAACUGAACUGGAUUAUCAAUAUUGUGAUCAAUUUGCCGCUGGAUGUAUCAUUUAUGAAAUGUUACAUUUAGAUAAUCCCUUUGCAGAUCCUACUGUUCAAUUAGCUAUGCAAGAUUAUCGCAUUAGCGAUUUACCACUAAUACCUAUUCGUUCUGCUCUGUCUCAAUCCAUUGAACGAAUUGCUUUCGCUUUUUUAAACCGUAAACCAGAAGAACGUUUAACUAUCGAAAGAGCGAUACGAUUAUUAGGAUUUAUUUUAUGGGGACCGGAAGUGUUGAAAAGCAAUAAUAAGCCACCUAAAACCCAGAAUGCUGUCACUAAUUGGUUAAUUUGUAAGCGUCAAGAAUUCCUUUGUUAUCUCGUGGAAAAAUCCACUAGUACUUUCUUAGAUGAUUCCAUUGAAGUUUCUAGCUUUGGAUCUGUUUUUACACUAGAAGAGAGUUUAAAACUUCACUUUUUAACCCAUGCUACAUCGACGUCAUUAUUAGAAGAUUGGACUUUCUUAACGGCUCCACUUCAAGACUCGUAA